GUACAGCUGACAUCAUACAGCAGCGACGGGAGCGGAUGCGCUUCAGUCAAUUACGCACACAUCGCCAUAAUAUAACAGUAGCUCUCCAUCAGCAUCGGCAAGACAACCGCAGGGAAAGCAAUAUGGUGAAACUAGGCAGUAACCUGGUGGACAAGAUGGAGAGACAGCCGUCGGUGGAGGACGGUUUUGACAACAUUCCCCUAAUCACUCCACUGGAGGUCAGCCAGUUACAGCAGCCUUUCCCUGAUAAGGUGAUUGUGAAAACCACAGCAGAGUAUCAGCUGAAGGAGAAGAAGAGGAAGCUGUAUGUGCCGAGCAUCAAGAAGCUAAACAUAAACCUUUAUGAUGAGAUGUCAGAGAAGCUCAAGCUGACUGGGUUGAUUACUAUCACCUUGGCGUUCCUGGCGUGUCUGCUGCUGUUGGUCAUGUAUAAAGCGCUGUGGUACGAUCAGCUCGGCUGCCCUGAGGGCUUCGUUCUUCAGCACAGACACUGCACCCCGUCGGCUCUGGAGAUGUACUACCCUGAGCAGAACUCCAGGGGUAGCUUGUACACCGCCAUGACCCACCUCAACCAGGCCAAGAAGAACAUCCCAGAGCUGUCCCCUCCCUGGCUGCCAGUCAUGAAGGACGAGGUGAACCACUCCGAGAAAUAAGGGGCGACAAAGGGUCGCUGUGGUUUCAUUUUAGAGGGUUUGUGAAGAUGGAAUCCACAUAAUGUUGAUGACCAAGUCAAUCGGAAGGCGUUUUUGUGUGUAUUUUGUUUGAAAUGGGAAUUUGGUGCGAAUAACUACUUAGAUUAACUGUGACACACAAAUGUCUUUGAAGGGAAGGUUUCUAGGUUUCUACUUUGUCGCCUUCUGCAAUACAAAUGCUUUCAGCCUAUCUGAAAUCUACUCCCGAUACUCCAUAACCGUUUAGAAGAAAUCUAGACACUGAAGCUCAUCUGUAUGUAUUUUAAAUGUCACUAUGCCAUUUUUUUUGAUGGCACGUCUCACUGUGGCAUUGUAGGUUUAGUCGUGCUGCUUGUAAUUCUGCCAAGUUUGUUAGGCAUUAGUUCUCGCUUAUGGUUUCAUUUGGAGUCAUUUAUCUUAGUGUAAUGAACUGUGCAUUGGCUGUGAAUUGUGUUCUAAUGAACUGCAAUGCAACUUAGAAACAAGUGCAUUGGCAAGAAAAAGCAUUCCAAAAACUCAGCAACGUGUCUUUGAUUUAAAAGAGAAAAGUGAGUAUUAAACUAGAGUUUUUGUUUCCUUUUUUGUACAUUUUACUAAAUGAGAAAAGCUUGUAAGGAUGAAAUGAUUGGUGCAAAAAGUACAUUUUAUACACAUUUGCAUGCAUUACUUGUUCACAAAACCCCACCAUAUCCUAGAAUUUAAAUUUAAAGUGUAAGAUUUGAAAACCAAGUCAUUUGAAUGUAAACUGGAGUAAUGGAAACUAUUUUUAGGUAAUAGAAAAAUCAUUUUUGUGUUUGUUUGUUUGUGUGCUGAAACAUUUAGACACUAAGCACCAGCAGCCAUUUAAAUGUUUAUUAAUGUAGUAAAUUCUUUAAAAAGUUCAAGAAUGUGAUAACGCCUCAUGAAGGUGAGUGACCUUUGAAUUGUUUUUGUGUACAUUUAUCACUCCUUCAACAAAUGAGUCCCAGCUGAAUGUAUAAACUUACAAAAGCAGAUUGAAACAUGUUUUCCCCUUCUGUUACUGGUUUGUUCAUUUAUUGUGCUUUAUAUUUAUCUAUUGUGAAAAGUAUUUUUUUCCCAUUGCUAUAAAUGUAGAGAUCUAAUGUGUAUUUAUUAUUUAUGUAUUUAUCUUAUUUAUUUGACUGGUGCUGGAAGGAUGAAUUGAAGUUCUUGUAAGGUGCAGCAAGGGAAAUCAUAAACCCUGCAGUAUUAGUCAUUUCUGUGUGUGACAAACAUUCAUGCGUCCUCAAUGGAUAAUAACAGAAUAAAGGUUUCAGUAUUCACCA
Molecule: messenger RNA, 1957 nt
Organism: Sinocyclocheilus grahami
Lineage: Eukaryota; Metazoa; Chordata; Actinopteri; Cypriniformes; Cyprinidae
Product: neuron-specific protein family member 1-like
Exons: 5
Coding region: 36-653 (205 amino acids)
Biological process (GO): endosomal transport; clathrin coat assembly
Cellular component (GO): membrane; endosome
Molecular function (GO): clathrin light chain binding
Source: RefSeq, a predicted model, not a curated record